AAAGUUCUAAUUUUCUCACAAUAUCUUGGAUUCCUCGAUCUUUUGGGCUCCCAGUUUAGUGCCAAUGGGAUUCAUUUCUUCCGGUUGGAUGGAAGCCUUUCGUUAAAGGCACGCAUCACUGUCUUGGAGGAAUUUCGCGUCUUUCAGCAAGCUAAGCAGGCCAGUGUCAAUGGUGAUGCGUGUAGGAAGGGAACUGUCAUGCUCAUGUCUAUGGGGGCUGGUGGAGAAGGCUUGAAUCUUGUAGCCGCAUCCUCGGUUUUCAUAGCAGACCCUUGGUGGAAUGCGGCCAAGGAAGAUCAAUGUGUUAAUCGCAUUCACCGAAUCGGUCAGCUGUCUCCCGUGGUACGUGUGCGCAAAUUUGUGGUGACGGACAGUGUUGAGGAACGCAUUGUGGAGUUGCAGAGUCGGAAAAAGUACGUU
Molecule: messenger RNA, 420 nt
Organism: Phaeodactylum tricornutum CCAP 1055/1
Lineage: Eukaryota; Bacillariophyta; Bacillariophyceae; Surirellales; Neidiaceae
Exons: 2
Source: RefSeq, a predicted model, not a curated record